Messenger RNA from Acytostelium subglobosum LB1, 351 nucleotides. RefSeq lists its product as hypothetical. The transcript has a single exon. The record is from RefSeq and is a predicted model, not a curated record. The coding region runs from base 1 to 351 and encodes 116 amino acids. NCBI's taxonomy places the organism in Eukaryota, Evosea, Eumycetozoa, Acytosteliales, Acytosteliaceae.
AUGGGGGCAAGGAUCUUCUUGACACUGUUCAACAGUGCCGGCGACUCGGUGGCGGAGCUUGAAGAGGCGCUGGCCAGAGUAGCAGGUGGCGCCGCAGCCCUUGGGGCAGUGUACGGCGAGGAAGGUGAGGUCGACAAUGAUCUGCCCAGUGGGGUGACGUUCUUGAUGACGACAGGUGUAGACGGCGUGGCCGCGGGCUCCGUUCUUGUUGGAGAGUGCGAGCGAUCGCUCGAGGAGGAAGCGACAGAGGCCUCGGCGCUGUCGGUCUUGGGAGGUGAGCUCACAGGCUUGUCGGCCGCGGGCUUGUUGGGCGUCGUCUUGGAAGGCGUAGCCUUGGCGGACACGGACUGA